AUGAACCAGCCAGAGCCUCCCCGGCGGGCACCCACCAGCCGCUCGCCCACCUUCUUCAGCCACACCGACAUCCAGGCCCAGCUGCAGAACCUGCUGCUCUCGAGCUCGUCGCUCGCCAACUCGCUCUCGAUCGACAACGAGCAUCUCGACCAGCUCGCAGCCAUCAUCCGCAACAUCCAUCUCUCCAAGCAGCAGGACGCCUUCCUCAACCAUCUCAACAAGUUCAUCAUCCAGAAGGAGGCCGAGAUCGAGGCCGUCUCCCGCGGGCACUACCAAGACUUCCUCGGCUCAGUCGACAAGCUGCUCAGCGUCAGACAGGGCACCCUCGCACUCCGGUCACACGUCGUCUCGCUCGAUGCCUCCCUCCAGACAGCAGGCACCAGUCUGGCCGCCGGCCGCUCCUCGCUGCUCGACGCCCGCAAGGUCGCAACCAACAUCCAGGAGACCAUCGAGACCCUGCAAGCCUGUCUCAAGGUGCUCGACCUCUCCAAGAAGCUGAGCCAGCAGAUCUCCCAGCGCAAGUUCUACUCCGCCCUCCGCUCGCUCGACGAGCUCCAGUUCGUCCAUCUCAAGCCGCUCCUCGGCUUGGCCGCCUUCGCCGGCUACCUCGGCGAGGCCCUGCCCAACGAAAAGUCCAGGAUCAGGGAGGAGGUCACCAAGCAGCUCAACUCCUGGCUCUACGACGCCCGCCAGCAGAGCCAGCAGCUCGGCCGGCUCGCCCUCGAGGCUCUCGAACUCAGAGAGCGGCGCUGGAAGGCCCGCAAGGAUCGUCUGAACUCACAGGAUACCGCCUCCAUGGCCCUGCUCGCCCAUCUCAACACCCCCGUCGAGACCGCCGUCAGCGAGCGUCACGAUUAUCACGUGUUGGAUUCAGCCGACGGAAGCUUGAUCGACUUCGGGCCGCUCUAUCUGGCGAUCCACAUCCACGAGACCUUGGAUGCAAGGGAGGAGCUCCAGAAAUCGUUCCGCGACGACCGGCGGGCCCAGGCGCACCUGAUCAUCGCCUCCAGCGGCGGCGGGUCGGCUGCAUUCACGCUCGACUCGCUCGGCGCCUUGAUCGAACAGAUCGUCGGCUUCUUCAUCAUCGAGGCCCAGAUCCUCAGGACCACCAAGGCCUUCAGAGACGAGAACGAUGUCGACUCCCUCUGGGAGGAACUCUCGGACCGCGUCGUUCGCAUCGUCCGUCUCGGACUCACCGACUCCACCGAUCUGGACUUGCUCUUGGGUGUCAAGACCAAACUGCUCUUGUUCUCUCAAACCUUGGAGUCGUACAACUAUACAGUCACCCAAUUCCACGAGCUGCUCAACUCACUAUCGACGGAAUAUAUCGGGCUGCUCUUCAAGAAGUUCGCGGUCGAGUUCGAGCAGUUCAUCCAAGAAGACGACCACCAACCGAUGCUGGUCCAUAACUCGGACGAGUUCUCGAAGGUCGUCGAAGUGAGCUUCUUGCCCAGCCACGGCAUCUGGACGAAAGCUGAACUGGCCAACCAGCCGUUCCCCGCCGCCCUGCCCUUCUCUCAAGCUUAUCCCCUAUGUUGCAUCCACGUUCGAAACUACGUCUCAAAGCAUCAUGCCUACUGCGAGUCGAUCACCCGAGACGCUGACGACUCGAUUCGAAAAUCGCUGGAUUCUCUGCUGAUCUCUCAUGUUGGCUUACACAUGUUCCAACAAAUCAACCAUACCAAAAAUCUGUCGCAGCUGGCACAGAUCGUCGUCAAUACCUUAUUCUUCCUGACUGCCUGUGAAGGAUUGGAGGCGAUCUUGGUCCAACACAGAGUCAGUGCCCGGUUUAUCUCGCCGGAGCUGGAGGCCAAAGCGAUGUUCAAGAAGAUAUUGAAGAUGGGCGAGCAGAAGAUAUUGGGAGAGAUCCAGGAGAAGAUCCAGGACUUCUUCGAGCUGUCGGAGUACGACUGGCGACGCAAGACGACGAUCGAGCCGGGCGAGCAGACCGACGAGGCUGGAGGACGGGUGAAUGAGCAGGAGAUCAGCGUCUAUCUGAAGGAGUGUCUCAGCUUCAUCGAUACCCUUAUCGACAACGUCCUUGUGCUCACGCCUGUCGAGUUCAAUGAGAACAUCUUCUUCGGUGCCUGGAGGUCCAUAGGCCAACGAUUAAAGUCGUUCCUGAUCGAUCGAGAGCCCGCCGCAAUCUCUGAUGGCGGCCUGUCCGUCCUGAAGAACGACAUCCACUUCGCCUGUCUCCGGCUGCGCAAGUCCCCCUUCUCCUCCCCCGUCUCCGGCGCCUCUUCAUCCUCCCCGAUCUCGCUCGAAGUACACAAGUUCUUCAAAGAGUUGACUCAAACCGUUAAUUUACUCGGAAGCCCCGACGUCGGCAAGUUCCUCGACCUCGAUUAUCGCGCGAUGAAGUACGACUUGGUCCCGCCCGAAACAUUGCCGUUGAUGCUGCUCAAACUGUUGACGUGUAUGAACUCUGUCGGCUCGAACGUCGACCCAAUAAGGAAAUCAUCCGUCCAAGAGGUUCUGAAAGCCCUUUCUCCUUAG
This is a messenger RNA of Puccinia triticina, 2499 nucleotides long. RefSeq lists its product as uncharacterized. NCBI's taxonomy places the organism in Eukaryota, Fungi, Basidiomycota, Pucciniomycetes, Pucciniales, Pucciniaceae. The record is from RefSeq and is a predicted model, not a curated record. The transcript is spliced from 11 exons. Gene Ontology annotation, cellular component: membrane; exocyst. Gene Ontology annotation, biological process: Golgi to plasma membrane transport; intracellular protein transport; exocytosis. Bases 1 to 2499 code for a protein of 832 amino acids.